Messenger RNA from Rana temporaria (common frog), 1180 nucleotides. RefSeq names its product gastrula zinc finger protein XlCGF17.1-like. Gene Ontology annotation, molecular function: DNA-binding transcription factor activity; RNA polymerase II cis-regulatory region sequence-specific DNA binding. The record is from RefSeq and is a predicted model, not a curated record. The transcript has 3 exons. Gene Ontology annotation, biological process: regulation of transcription by RNA polymerase II. Bases 222 to 1070 code for a protein of 282 amino acids. NCBI's taxonomy places the organism in Eukaryota, Metazoa, Chordata, Amphibia, Anura, Ranidae.
CAUAGAAACAAUUUUUUUAAGAUGAACAAAUAUGUGCAUUUCCUACAGGUGGAUCCAGUAAUGGGAACCCACCAGAGAGAAGUCCCCAUCCUCUGUAUUCGCCAGAUUCCACACAGGAAGAUCAGGAGAUCCCUCACCAUGAUCAGGGGAAAGAAGUGAUUGAUAUAAAAAUUGAAGUGAAAGACGAAAAUGAGACAUAUGCGAGGGGCGAGCAGCCAUCUAUGAAGGAAGCUGAAAUGAUGGUGACAAUUACUAAGGAGGAAUGUUGUCUAGAUAAUAGUACGGGUGCAUACGAUGGCUGGAAUACCUUAGAGGGACGUCUUAUAUCAUCACCAGACUAUAAUGAAGAAGAAAAUACUAUGGUACAACGUUCUCAAGCACCUGACCAGAACCCAAGAAAUCAUAAAGCUGAGUUUCUGUUUCCAUGCUCUGUAUGUGGGAAAGUUUUCAAUAAAAAAUACCAACUCCAUGUCCAUCAGAGGGACCAUGCCGGUAAAAAAAUCUAUUCUUGCCCAGACUGCAAAAAACGAUACAUAAAAAACUGUGACCUGGUUGCACACCAGAGAAUUCACACUGGUGAAAAGCCCUUCUCGUGUUCCGAGUGUGGAAAGUCUUUCACCCAGAAAUCCCAACUCACCGCCCAUCAGAGAGUUCACUUAGAGCACAAGCCCUUUUCGUGUUAUGAGUGCAAGAGGACCUUCAUAAAAAAACAAGAACUUGUCCGACACGAGAGAACACACACCGGAGAAAAGCCCUUCUCAUGUACUGAGUGCGGAAAGUCAUUCAGCCUCAAGUCACAACUCAAAACACACCAUAGGGUCCACACCGGCGAGAAGCCCUUUGCCUGUUCCGAGUGCGGCAGGUGCUUCUCCAGUAAAGCAAAUCGUGAUAAGCAUUUAAGAGUUCACACCGGCGAAAAGCCUUUUUCCUGCCCAGAUUGCUGGAAAUGUUUUGCCCAAAAAGCGACACUAAUUUUCCACCAGAGAACGCACACCCCCCGAGUUCGCAGUAAAACCUUGGUGUUUCAUAGCGUGAAUGGUCAUGUAGAACAAUUGUGUGAUCAAAAUUAGGCAGUUUGAAAGGUUGGCCCACCCAAAUAAUUUAAACUCUAAGGCCCCAUACACACGAUAGAAUUUAUCCGCGAAUACGGUCCAGCGGACCGUUUCCGCGGAUAAAUCCU